This is a messenger RNA of Psylliodes chrysocephalus, 336 nucleotides long. Lineage: Eukaryota; Metazoa; Arthropoda; Insecta; Coleoptera; Chrysomelidae. The record is from the annotation of a GenBank genome assembly.
AUGGGCUACACAAGUAGGCGCAAAUGGUUAAGCAAACAUUCAAAAUUAAUCCCUGUGAAACAUAAAAGCAUGUCAGCUCAACAUUCAAGAUCGGAGUCAAGGUAUUUUACUCUACCACUUCCAGAUUUUACUGAAAUAGCUGUACGCAGACUAACAUUUCUAAAUACUUUGGGAUAUACUAAUGAUUCGGUAAUAACCGAAUUAGUUGCAAAAAUGAAAAAAGUCCCUUGCGGAGAUCGGGUAAAGGAGCAGAGAGGAGGAAGUUAUGGGCCAGAAGUUAACCGAGCUAUAAUUAGAAAUCACAUUGAAUCGCUUAAUCCUUGCGUGAACCAUUAG